Glarea lozoyensis ATCC 20868 is the source of this 1062-nucleotide messenger RNA. Its product is annotated as NAD(P)-binding Rossmann-fold containing protein. NCBI's taxonomy places the organism in Eukaryota, Fungi, Ascomycota, Leotiomycetes, Helotiales, Helotiaceae. Gene Ontology annotation, molecular function: hydroxypyruvate reductase [NAD(P)H] activity; glyoxylate reductase (NADPH) activity; NAD binding. The record is from RefSeq and is a predicted model, not a curated record. The coding region runs from base 1 to 1062 and encodes 353 amino acids. Gene Ontology annotation, cellular component: cytosol. The transcript has 6 exons.
AUGUCUACAUCCAAACCAAUCGUGCUUCACAUCGGUGACCCAAUAGCCUGGAACCAUGUACAAUACGAGACGUUCUCGUCUAAAUUUACUGUGAUCCGACCUAGUACCGAGGAACGACAGCGCCCUGCGUUUAUUCAGGCGCUGCGUGAGAAGCGGUGGGGGGAGUUCAGUGCGAUUUUUAGGCCGUUUUGGAAUACGGGAGGGGAGAUGGGGAUGUGGGAUGAGGAGUUGAUUAAGGAGGUUCCGGAGAGUUGUAGGGUGUUUGCGAGUGCUGGGGCGGGGUUUGACUGGGCUGAUGUUAAGAUUUUGGGGGAGAGAGGUAUAAUAUAUUGUAACAGCGCAGCAGCCUCCUCCGAAUCCGUAGCCGACUUCGCAAUCUUCCUCAUCCUCGCCACAUUCCGCAACCUCCAAUGGUGCACAACCGCCUCCCUCACCCCCUCAACAUUCACAGACUGUCACACCAACGCCGCCAUCCUAUCUCACAACCCACGCGGUCACACGCUUGGCAUCAUAGGCCUAGGAAACAUCGGCCACCUCCUCGCGCAAAAAGCGUUCUCAGCUUUCGGAAUGACCAUCCACUAUCACGACAUAAUCCGCAAACCCACUCUCGAAGGCCCCCUCGACGCCACCUACCACGCAGAUCUCAACGCCAUGCUUGCCCUCUCCGACUGCGUCGUGCUCGCCACGCCCGCCAGCCCCGAUGGACGACAAUUGAUCGAUGGGGAGAGGAUCAAGCAUUUUAAGAUUGGAAGCCGUUUCAUAAACAUAGCCCGCGGCUCCCUCGUCUCCUCCACCGCCCUCGCCGACGCUCUGGACGCCGGAAUCCUAAUCGGAUGCGGUCUCGACGUGCACGAACACGAGCCAGCCAUCGAUCCACGAUUAAUCGGGCGGAGAAACGUGACGUUGACGGCGCAUAACGCGGGUGGGACUUUAGAUACACACAUCGGCUUCGAAUCCCUCAGCAUGAAAAACAUCACCGCGGUAUUAACCGGCCAAGCGCCUUUGACGCCUGUGAAUCUGCAUUUCCUUCCGUCGGCUUUGAAAGAGAAAGCGAGUUUGUAA